Messenger RNA from Chelmon rostratus (copperband butterflyfish), 4164 nucleotides. It is a transcript of the gene stradb, whose product is annotated as STE20 related adaptor beta. Gene Ontology annotation, molecular function: protein serine/threonine kinase activator activity; protein kinase activity; ATP binding. Gene Ontology annotation, biological process: protein phosphorylation. Lineage: Eukaryota; Metazoa; Chordata; Actinopteri; Chaetodontiformes; Chaetodontidae. The transcript is spliced from 12 exons. The coding region runs from base 474 to 1763 and encodes 429 amino acids. The record is from RefSeq and is a predicted model, not a curated record.
UGUCAACAGGAUACAUUUUCGCUUUGGGAUGUGUAACGGUUCCAUAUUGAUUGUCAAACUCGUUACUUUUUGCACCCCCCGUAUGAUUUGACCAGAAAACGAAAGAAUAUGAACUUUAUGGAAAGGACGUGCUUUAGGAUAUCAGGCUCCCCUUCGUAUUUUUAACUUGUUUACGUCGAAGCGUUCGAGCUGCUGUCAAGAGGAGAAGGAUUCAUUCACAGUUUUCUCGACCGGACGGGGAUCUCACAUCUGCGGAUCAGCUGAUGCAGCCAGGUAAACUGCAGACGGAUGGAUGAAUGGCCGAAGUUGGAUGGAUGCUGGCUGCUCUCUAGUCUAGCGGGGGACUCGCCGUUUGUCUCGUAUUACGCUGCUGCUCUUCGUCCUCCUGUGUGCCUCCGUCGCGGUCGGUCUGCUGCGGCCUGUGAGCGGAUGAAUGCCAGAGCCUGUGAUUUUCCCAUCGCCAAAAGGACUCCAUGUCUUUCUUGGACUGUUCCUGCAUCUCCCACGCUCAGGUCCAGCCCUUGGACAUAGAGGAGCGCUAUGAGGACACCAGCCACCAGUUCCUGAGCUGUGACGGUUCUGAAUACACUCUGCAAGGGCCAGCGGGAGGCGAUGACAUCACAGGGCUGUCAGCUGAGCCUGCCCACUACCAGCUGCUGUCUGAGCUGGGAAGGGGCUUCAACAACCUGAGCCAGGUGAACAUGGCGCGCCACAUCCCUACCGGCCAGCUGGUGGCCGUCAAACAAACCAACCUGGACGAGUGCACAGAGGAGGAGCUGCUGCAGCUCAUGAACGAGGUUCUGCUGUCCAGGCUGUUCCGCCACUCCAACCUGCUGACCUCUCGCCUGGUUUUCAGCUCCUGCUGCCAGCUGUGGGUCCUCACGCCGCUCAUGGCCUAUGGCUCUGCAGACACUUUACUAAGAACAUAUUUCCCAGAUGGAAUGAGCGAAUCCCUGAUCGCCUACCUGCUGUACGGUGUGCUGAAAGCAUUGGAAUAUCUGCACCGGAUGGGCUACGUUCACCGGGGGGUGAAGGCCAGUCAUAUCCUGCUGUCAGGGGAGGGCCGUGUCUACCUCUCAGGGCUCCACAGUGUUUACAGUAUGAUGCGUGAGGGGAAGAGGAUGAGGGCGGUGUACGACAUGCCCCACCACAGCCCCGCCCUGUUGCCCUGGCUCAGCCCUGAGCUGCUGCGACAGGACCUGCACGGCUACGGCGUGAAGUCGGAUAUCUACAGUUUAGGUAUCGUGGCCUGUGAGCUGGUGAGCGGCAGGGUGCCCUUCCAGGACAUGCCCCCUACUCAGAUGCUGCUUCAGAAGCUGCGUGGCUCCCACUGCUGCCUGCUGGAUGUGGCUCCCUUCCCGCUGGGCGAGCUGGGCGGGCUGAAGGUGUCGCGGUCCGGGGUGGACUCGGGCAUCGGGGAGAGCGUGGCCACGGGAAGCCUGACGCACAGCGCCACCGCUCCUCCCGCCGACCGACCUCAGAGCCCCGGACCCAAAAACCACUCGGUCACCCUGCACAACCUGGUUCAGCUGUGUCUGCAGCAGCAGCCUGAGUGCAGACCGUCAGCAUCUGCGCUGUUGACCCACGCUUUCUUCAAGCAGGUGAAGCGGCACACCAGAGACUCCUUCCUCAGCCUCAUGUACCCAGCGGUGCCCCUCACCAGCCCCGAGGACCCUCCAGUGUCCUGCCCCCCAGCCCCGUCCUGCCACGCUCCGACGUCAGCCUCCAGCGACGCCGCUGACGCCGUGUGGGACUUCUCCUAACCCCCCCGAUUCUCCGUCCCCAGAAUCUUCAAAUCCUAACUAGCAAGCCAAACACGAGACAAUCAAAGCAAAGCAAUGAGGCCAAAUUCAACUGUGCUUUUAUUUUUUAUCAUUAACCCGACUCUCUGAGCCUUUUUAAAUGAUUUUUGUAGGGUUUUUUUUUUUUUUUAAUAUGUUUGUCCGAUGCAUUUGUGGAGUUGUGGAUUAUGGGUUGCUGACGCGACUGUGAAGUGCUGGAUCAAAGAAGCUGCUCCGAUUAUACACUAAAGAUCCAUACUAGUAAUAAUGGACUGUCGACAGGUCCCAGAACAAAGACGAAUCAGUUGAGUAAUAAUCACACAUUUCUUAAAGGAAAGGUCCACCCACUUUAUUCUUGAAAGCAGUUAUUUGAGCUGUAAUUCUGAGAAGAUUUUGUUUUUAUGGUGUAAUUUUAAUUUCCAUGGAUGAUGGUCAUUAUUUGGGUGACUAUUGUACCUGUUCUUCUCCCCUGAAGGCAUUUUGAAAAAUGGAGGACCUCAUUGACUGAAUCUCAAACAAACAAGUGAAUGCACCAAAAAGCUCAAUCCUCAUAGGUCCUGACAAAAUAACCCCUGAAGUGUAAGACAGUAUGUCAGGGCGGAUUUUUCCUUUAAACUAUCAUUUUGUAUUCAGACUGUGAAUAGUGAAUACUGAGGUACGUAUAAAGGUAUUUACAACACUUAUGUGCAUAUAUAUUCUUCUAUAUCAGAGGUUUUCAGGCUGAGCGUUGGGAGACGCGAGACGAAAUUUACAUUAAAACUCGUACUCGUAGACGUAACUCAACCAAAUCUGAGCGCACAGACACCAUAGACAAUUUUUUAGAUUCAGUGUGACUUUCGCUUUCUGAGGAUGUAAAUAUAUAGAGGAGACAUUAUCUCCGAUGUCCGUUGUGAAUAAACGUCCACAAAUCCGCGUAGACACUCCUUUUAACUCCAAACUUGCCUGAGAAUCCUUACGUUUUUAAGUUUUCUUCAGUGUCAAAGUAAUCCAGUGAACUCUGUCUGUACAUCCAUGGGUACGUUACAGACUGGAACGGCUGAUAGCUAAUUCGGCAUAAUUUUGAUGGUGCCAGUUUGCCAAAAUGGAAAAAAAAGGCUAGAAAAUUGGGGCUUUAGUUAGAGCAGAAAUACCUGCCUCCAUGGCAUCAUUGUACUUCCUGUUUAUAUCCUCCAAAGCCCAUGUUAUGGGAACUAUGGUUCAAAAACUUGGAGCAUGAUUAGGCCCCAAAUUGAUGUAUGUGUUGAUUAAUAUCAUUCAGUAUAUUUCAAUCAAAAUUUAAGUAAAAUCUCUCCUAAACUUGAUGCUUAAUUUAUUAUUUUGAGAUAGUAUCAGAAACUUUAAAUCUAAAAUGUGUAGAAAACUGUCAGUCAAAUAUGUAAAUACCUUUUUGCCGUAUGUUUGAACAUAUAUGCACAUAGUGUUCGUGUACAAACAUUUUAAAACGUGUGCUCUCGUAUUUGCCUAUGAGCCAACAAGCUCUGAAAACAGAGCACAUGAGCAAUAGUGUGUUUCCAGUGUCCCGCGUGGGAGUUCGAGCCCGUCGAAAACCUCCCCUGCCCCGAUCAUCAGUGACACGCCAAAAGAACAUUUCUACUGUGCUCUGUGACCACUUAUCCAACAAUGCCUUUACGUUUGAAUGAAUCCUGCAUUCUGAAUAUGGUGAUCUAUCUGUAACUGUGAUUAAGUGUACUGUGUAUGAGAACUGUGACCCACAGUACAUAUCAAACAUGGUAGCUGUAUGAGCCUUAUAUACACACGUAUUAUAAAUGAUAAAUAUGUAUAUACAAAAAGUUUGAUUUGUAAACUUGUUGUUAGCCUUCAUUGAUUUCUUUAUAGAUUUGUGUCCUCCUCUCACAUCCUUGAACUUUGAUGGAUCCUCAGGAGUGUUAGAUGUGCAGGAGCUGCUCAAAUCUACAACACGGACUGUGAAAAGACCAGGGUCCCAUUCUUCAUAAGUUAUCUAGAGUAUAAUGUUGAUGGUCUGACAUGAGUCUGGACCUUCUAAGAUAAAUCUGAACUCCAGUCAGAGCAACAAGUCCUUAAGCCCAAACCUGUUGGUGCAGUUCCAUUUUCAUUGCAGGCUUAUCAAAGUCAAAGUCAAAGUCAGCUUUAUUGUCAAUUCUGCAGCAUGCACAGUAUGAUUAACACCGAAAAGUAUCUUGAAAUCUAUCAAGAACGUUACUCUGAAAGUGCGGAAACUGGACGUAGAACAUAAUAACGGCAUUAAUGACACAGGAACACGUACGAUGAGACUCAGGUACAUGAAUCUGUCGCUCUCAGGUACCUGCAAUCACAUGACCCGCACUCAUCCAACCUUAUGAAUGAUGGUCACAGUUUCACCUCUACUCAUUUUGCCCUUAUUUCUAAAUAAAAGUGCACUGGU